Cercospora beticola is the source of this 4405-nucleotide messenger RNA. Its product is annotated as DUF1765 domain-containing protein. Lineage: Eukaryota; Fungi; Ascomycota; Dothideomycetes; Mycosphaerellales; Mycosphaerellaceae. The record is from RefSeq and is a predicted model, not a curated record.
CGUCUUCCCUGCCACUGGAGCCGGCCAUGGUUCCGACAAUGUUUCACGCACGCCUGCCUCUCCUCGACCGCACGCGCUGCUCAACCGACCCCAUUCGCUCUCACCUCAUCGACACACUCGCGCAUCCGAAGCAGACGACGUCGCACAGGGCUGGUCCGCUGUGCUUCUCCCAGCGACUCCACGCGUCAGACCAUCACGACUGCCCAGCGCCGACUUGCCUCCAACGGCUGCGACAGGAUCCCAGCAGCGCGGCUCACAGGGCGAGGGGUGCUAGCCACGAGACACACUGAGCAUCGCUCUGCUUCAGCUUCACGCCGACGACUCUCUGUCCUGCCACUCUGUAGCUCUGUCGGAGCUCUGCCACUCGCUUGAUACUGUACAAGAUGGACUCGUAGCGUACAACACAUUCUCUUCCGCAACGAAUACCCCUCGACCUCGCGGCGCCAUCUCCGAGUGGGCACGACAUUUGGGAGUCGAGCAUGGCUUUGGCCGCAGCAGAUCGUGUCAAUUUCAGCAGGCCAAACGCUGAUGUUGGACAGCAUGGUGCGACAGGUCGUGAAAGAGGCAAUGGGCGGCCACGCGGUGCGUCCUUGACAGGCAGGAAUGUGAACAUGGGGAAUGUGACACCGGAUUCGAACAAUGCGCCGGCCCUGCCGCGAGCAGCCUCAUACACCUAUCUGCCAGAUACCAAAACUGGCGAGUACAGCAGCCAUGCCGUCCUCGAGAUCAGAGGCGUGGCAAAAGAGGAUCUCGCAGCCGAGUCCGACAACGACACAGUCGACAUUUCUCCUUCAGAAGCCUCCCCACCAGAAGACAAUUCAGGCUGGAAUACGCCUGAAGACAGCGAACGGCACACAGCUCUCCCGCGUGCAAACGACAUCGCAGCGCAGCUACGGAAGAGCACGGGACAAAGGGAGCCAUGCGAUACGCCAAGCGUCCGCAGCAGUAUAUCGACUAUACACUCAGCUGCUCGCGAGUCUAGGGCGAGUGUAGAAUCCACGAAGACCGCAUCCACUGCCGCGACCACCCCCUCUUCCAGUCAACGUCCUUCCUUCAACAAAUCGUUCUCUCGCCGUUUCUCUGGGAAGUCGUGGUAUCCCUCCUCAUCUUCCACACCUUCAUCCCGAUCUCCUUCGCCGACAAAGGUGGACAGCAUUGUUGAGCAGCCCAUUGCCGAAUCGGAAAAGGAAGAGACUGGCGACGUCACGCCACGGGUGGCAGAUACGGGACGGAGAAAGUCAUUCCAGCUCCGGAAGAAAACGUCGAAAUCAACGAAGGAAAGCAGAGCGAAGAAGGAGAGGCAAGACUCGCUGAGUUCAGGUGAUGAGAAGGGUGAGACGAAGCCUGGAGAGACAGUGGCGAGGAGAGGAACGCUUCUGCGGAAGAAAGCUGCGCGUACCUCUGGAUUGACGCAAGCGACCAAUGAUGGCCGUCAGCAAGAAAACUUGCCUCCUUCACUGGCAAAAGCUCCAGCUGUGCCACAACUACCAAAGUCGUUCUCGACGGACCGAUUGCCCAGCGCCUUCACGGCAUCCAUGAAGGGUGAACGAACAUCGCCUUUACCGAAAACAGUAUCCUCUGAAAAGCAUCACAUGAGUCCCUUAUCGAGCAAUAAGAAGAAAGAUGAGCUAUGGACGCAGUUCCGGGCCCUCGACGCAGACUUCUCCAAGUUCGAAUCCAAAUCGAGCGCACUCAAGGCGAAUGUUGUUCGCAACACUCUGAUUCCCUUCCUGCGAACAUACUCUUGCCAUCCUUCCAACAAAAUGCUACGCCCAGAAGAUCUCGAUCGCCGCGCUAGCAUCUUCAACAAAUGGUGGACCGGCCUGCUUGAAAUGCUCGCCGGCAAGAACAACCAGUCAAUCUCUGGAACUGACAGGCCUGUCGUUCUCGAUGGCAUCUCUGGCAUCAUGGAGAGACCAGAGUGGAGGCUCACCCCUUCGCCAUUCUGUCCCCUCAACGAACGCGUCAAGGCCUCUAUGGGCAAUGGUAGCCGCUCCAACACUUCGCUAACGUCAAGCUCGUCAGACUUCCUGGCCGAUUCGGUACAUCACAACGUUCGCAACAACUUCAUUGCGAACCUGACUUCGCAGAUGGCUUUCGUUGUCGACAAGAUGUCACUGCGGAACGCUUCUGCGAGCCUGGUCACGUUCUGUGGCAAAGCCUGCGCAUACGCAUUCGUCUUCGUCCCUGGCAUGGCUGAUGUUCUAGUGCGACUUUGGGAACUGCCCAUCGACGAUGUGCGCCGCGUUUUACAGGAGAAUGGCAUCAGCAAAUUCGACCACAUUCCAGAGCACGUUUCUGCGACGAUUGUGCCGAACUUCCCCCCUGCUCUGCAGCAGCUGGGCUUCGACUCGCUCGCGAAGUUUUCGAGAAAGAUGCGUACCCCUCCGCCGCUGCCGGUCGGCACGGCACAUAUACAGUGGUGGGGCCACUGGGUUGAACGCUGGAGCGGACGCGAAAGUGACCUUUUCUACGUCUUCACCAAACACUACCACAUUCUUGCCGUCGACUUUCUGCCUUCAAACACUACCAAGCUGGAACGCAUUUGCGCACCUUGCAUGGUCCCAGUCCAUGCGCAAAUCUUAGCCAACCUCGAGUUGACCAUUCAUCGCGAUGCAAACCACGCGCAGCAAGAUCUCAACGCCGCACCAACGCCAACGUUUGAUGACGUUCUUGGAGACCCCAAUAUCCACGCUUCAUCAUUACCUGUACCACCAACUAAUGCUGUAAGACUAAUGGCCGAGAAUCGGCUUAUAAUGCUAAUCCGAGAUUUCCUUUCCGAGCGGACUGCCGAUCACCCGCUUGCGAGAGAACUAUUCGCGCAGUCAUUCAAUGAUCUGCUGCAAGCAGCGGCUCGCGGAACGUCCAUGUUCGAUCACUCUGCUUGCUAUACCAUGCUAGACUUCCUCGAGGAAGCACUCGUGCUUUUAGUGCGCUACGACAGCCUUCGAUCCUCGUCCGACUCACUGGUCAACUCCAAAUUUUGGCAGGCUGUGUUCAAGAAGAUGAUUGAAAGCGAGAAUACGAUGACUGAGAUUCGCCUGUAUGCUUUCCUCUUCACCAUUUGGCAUGUUCUCAUUGGCCAUCCGGACCGCAAGCGAGACCUUUGCAUGGAUCUCCUGCUAGAGCCGGAUGUCUUCGAGAGCAGGUUCAAUCACUGGUGCCCAAUGGUACGAGCAUAUUACAUGCGUCUACUUUGCUGGCGUCUUGGCCGUUACGACGAAGAAGCGUCAUUGGAGCUCGAUAUCCUCGAAACGCUGCAGCAACGCCUUACGCAUACUUGGUCGCACUACACGUACCUACGGGACAAGGCCGAACAGGAAAACAGCUCGCGCCCAGAAUGCUAUCCUUGCCACCCGGCUCCAGGUCGAAGGCUGCUCAUCAUGCGUACUGACAAUAUCAUCAGCCCCGCAGGGUCUCUUAUCACAUUCGACGGGCUCAUCAAGGAUGCCAACAUAAAGAUGGCCAAGCGUACGGCAGCUGCACCGGGAAUGCUCGAAAAUCUCGACUUAAGGCCUGACUCCUCUUCAUCGAACAUGGAUUCUGACCAGGAAUCAAAUGGCAAGGGUUUCCUGGGUACUUUGAAGAAGAUGAUCGGGGGCGGUGCGAAGAAGAAUGCUUCGAAAACCAAGUCAGUGACGACUACGUUGCGAGACUCGCCUCACCAUACUAGUCCUGAGCGCACUGGAAAGGAUGUUUCAUCCGUUGUGGACAGCACAGAAUCCAGUCCAAAAGCAUGCGCAGAGAAGCCGAAGCAUCGAAGUUUGAGCUUCAAAUUCUCGCUCGAAUUCCAUCCGAGUAACAAGCCUCUCCCGCCGAUGCGCUUAUUUCCUCCGAGGCUUCCUGGACCAGCACAUCGGCUACUUCAGGAGCGCUCAGAUGUGGUUUCGCAAGUGGGUCUUCCUGUAAAGCCUCGUGGUGCGAGUAUUGCGAGGGCAAAGUAUGCUGGUAGGGCGUUGGCGGAGUGGACUAUCGUUGUUGGAGAAUACGGUAGCUUCUUUGAUAGAAGAUUGAAGGAGGGUGUUCCCGAGCGCAAAUGGGUAGAGACUCCCACGUUGGGAGUAGAGGUUUUCAAAAGGCCGUCAUAAUUGGAGGUGAGGCCGCUGAUGAUCAACGAGAGUUUGCAAGCAUCGUGAGCGUACUAGUUGCAUUGAAUGUCGGUGACAUGGCGCUGGGGAUUUCUUUUCUGAAUGACGCGCUGAGGAUUGCGCGUCGAUAUCGUUCUCUGGCGGAUGUGUGCACAAGAUCUAGCAUAUAUGAACAUAUCUGUGCCUGCGCAACUGGAAGUCUAGGCGCAGCUUGGCAGCAGCUUCGCGAACACAUUUUAUUCCAUAUCCAACCUCGGCUGACAUUGUGCAGCUUGCAAAUCACAUUUGUAUACCUUAUGCAUAGUCUGCAGAACGGC